Theobroma umbraticum is the source of this 1200-nucleotide messenger RNA. RefSeq names its product RmlC-like cupins superfamily protein. NCBI's taxonomy places the organism in Eukaryota, Viridiplantae, Streptophyta, Magnoliopsida, Malvales, Malvaceae. The record is from RefSeq and is a predicted model, not a curated record.
ACCGAUUGUGUCUCUCGUUCUCUACCCAAGUUUCUCUCUUUAUAUAUUCGUUCAAAUUCUUGAGCUUUUUCUUCACAAACCUUGUAACAAAGCCCAAAGCCUUUAGAAAACUUAAAAUAGACAGAAAGACGAUAGAAAUGCCUGAGAGAGAGAGUUCUUGUGUUGGUUUGAAUGAGCCAAGGUUGGUGGUGAGGAAGUUCUUGGCUAGGCCACAACAUGAAGGAGUUGGAGCAAUAGUCAGAAGGAGCAUAGGCCGGUUUGAGUUGAGACACUUCGAUCCUUUCCUUGUUUUGGAUGAAUUUUCAGUUACAGCACCUGCUGGAUUUCCUGAUCAUCCACACAGAGGAUUUGAGACAGUCACCUACAUGCUUCAGGGGGCUGUUACACAUGAAGACUUUGAUGGCCAUAAGGGGACCAUUGGACCUGGUGAUCUUCAAUGGAUGACUGCAGGAAGAGGCAUUGUCCACUCAGAGAUGCCUGCAGCACAAGGAACCCAAAAGGGUUUACAGCUAUGGAUCAACCUCUCCUCCAAAAAUAAAAUGAUUGAACCAAGGUACCAGGAAAUAUCAAGCAAGGACAUAGCAGAAGCAACAAAGGAUGGAAUCAAAGUUAGAGUUAUAGCUGGUGAGGCCUUGGGAACAAAGUCACCAAUCUACACCAGAACCCCAACAAUGUACCUGGACUUCACUCUAGAACCUGGAGCUCACCUCCAACAACCAGUACCUGAAUCCUGGAAUGCCUUCGUUUAUGUCCUGGAAGGAGAAGGUACCUUCGGGCGGUUGAAAUCGUCCCCUGUGAAUGCUCACCACCUGCUUCUGCUAGGCUCUGGGGAUGGCUUGGAGGCAUGGAACAAGUCGUCUAAGUUGCUGAGGUUCAUCCUGGUGGGAGGUGAACCAUUGUGUGAACCCCUGGUGCAAUUUGGACCUUUUGUGAUGAACACACAGGAAGAGAUUGAUCAGACAAUUGAUGAUUUCGAGAACUAUGCCAAUGGAUUCGAGAAAGCAAGGCAUUGGAGAUCUGAAUCUGGUCUUACCCUGGAUUUCUGAUUCUUUUGUUUUUGUCAGAGAAUUCCAUUGGUUAGCUUUGGCAAGGAGAAAAUGUCAUUGAUAUUCUAAUAAUCAAAUAUGUACAUUAUACAUUAUGCUUUGUUAAGGCAGUUUCAUCAAUUUACUCGAAUUUAUACACUACUAGUGAAUCAAA